AAUUUCCCCUUUUUCAUUCUCUCCCCCAAAACAAAUAUCUUUGGCCAUCCUCAACAAUGGCCAUCACCAAUCUUUUAUCCACCACCAUUACGCUCAAACACUCGCCAUUUCUUCUACUGAAACCCUCAACAAAACUCAGAAACCCCAAAAGGCCAACAAUUCGAGCUCAAUCCAAGAACGACGACUCUGUAGAUGGUCCAGAUCGUUUAAUCUCCGCCAUAACUUACUUCUACCCUUUCUUUGAUGGUGUUCAGUACGGUAAAUAUGUAAUCACACAGUUUGCUCCAAUCCAAACCCUUAUUCAACCUUUAGUCCCAGCUAUAAGGGUUUUUAAGAGCUUUCCACUUAAUGGGUUAUUGGUUUUCUUUACCCUUUACUUUAUUGUUGUUAGAAAUCCUAAUUUUAGUAGAUAUGUCAGGUUCAACACUAUGCAAGCUAUUGUUCUUGAUGUGCUUCUCAUUUUUCCUGAUUUGUUGGAGAGGAGUUUCAAUCCAAGUGAUGGGUUUGGGUUGGAUUUGAUGAUGAGCUUUGAUAGUACUGUGUUUUUGUUUCUUUUGGUAUCUUUGGUUUAUGGUAGUUCAUCUUGCUUGUUGGGUCAGCUACCUAGAUUGCCCAUUGUUGCUGAAGCUGCUGAUAGGCAAGUUCUAUGAACUCGUAAAUUUACUUGUUUAUGAGGUUUCAUCCUCUUUGUACACUUAAUUAAGUUUUGCUUUAGCUGACAAUAAAUAGCUAUUUCGUUCCGAAGUAAAUGUUUAUGCUCUU
This is a messenger RNA of Solanum stenotomum, 762 nucleotides long. RefSeq names its product protein TIC 20-v, chloroplastic. The record is from RefSeq and is a predicted model, not a curated record. The transcript has a single exon. Bases 57 to 650 code for a protein of 197 amino acids. Lineage: Eukaryota; Viridiplantae; Streptophyta; Magnoliopsida; Solanales; Solanaceae.